UUCAUCAACAUGCAGCAAGACACCAAACACCAGGCCGCCAGGACCUCUUCUUUUUCCAUAGUGGACAUCCUAGAUCCCUCCAAAUUCACAGGAAGAAACAGAGACUUACAAAGCGCAGAACAUACGGACCGCAAAAAGAAAAGUGAUUUGCUCUCGGAUGAUGAAAGCCAGAAAUCCACCGACAGGCGCUCCGCUUCAGGGUCUCCGGUCCCGGCUCAUAAGGCGAGGCGCGUGCGCACCGCCUUCACGCUGGAGCAGCUGCGCGUACUGGAGCGGAGCUUCCAGAGCAGCCAUUACCUCUCCGUGCUGGAGCGCCAUGUCAUCGCCGCGGCGCUCCGCCUCUCCGAGACUCAGGUCAAAAUCUGGUUUCAGAACAGGCGAACCAAGUGGAAGAAGGAGCGAGAGGGACACGGAGCCGAGGAGCAAAGCCACUUCGCCAUUUUACCAUCAGCAGUCGCUCCGAGCUGCCCGUUCACUGCAGCGGCCGCUCUCCAUCACACGGCUCCGCUGUCUGUACACUUCCCCUCGGCUCAGCCCUGCCUGCCCUCCGCCUACAGCUACACUGCACUUACAUACUUCUGACCACAGUCUGAACUCCAGAUAUACUGUAUAUAUAACACGCUGACAGGACUGAGCAGAAAGCUUGCUCAGUGAGCAGAUUGCUGCAGUUAGAUAAUGUUUACAGGGUGCUUCAGAUUUGUCAUUUCAUAUUUAUAAGCUUUGUAAUUCUUGUAUUUAUGUCACAUUGAAUAUUUUCGAAGUACGUUUUGGGGGGUAUUUGAUAUUGAAAAAUAUUAAAG
This is a messenger RNA of Pygocentrus nattereri (red-bellied piranha), 800 nucleotides long. RefSeq names its product posterior neuron-specific homeobox (gene pnx). Gene Ontology annotation, molecular function: DNA-binding transcription factor activity, RNA polymerase II-specific; RNA polymerase II cis-regulatory region sequence-specific DNA binding. The record is from RefSeq and is a predicted model, not a curated record. The transcript has 2 exons. Gene Ontology annotation, cellular component: nucleus. Bases 10 to 582 code for a protein of 190 amino acids. Gene Ontology annotation, biological process: cell differentiation; regulation of transcription by RNA polymerase II. NCBI's taxonomy places the organism in Eukaryota, Metazoa, Chordata, Actinopteri, Characiformes, Serrasalmidae.